Messenger RNA from Aspergillus candidus, 808 nucleotides. RefSeq lists its product as uncharacterized. The record is from RefSeq and is a predicted model, not a curated record. The transcript is spliced from 3 exons. Lineage: Eukaryota; Fungi; Ascomycota; Eurotiomycetes; Eurotiales; Aspergillaceae. Bases 163 to 714 code for a protein of 183 amino acids.
CUGGUGAGGGACGGUUCGACCGACGGGUAUCCACCCGUUUAUUGAUCUGUUUAUUUUGUUUUGAAUCCAGUCCUCCUGGUGAUGCAUCAACAAUGGGAUGGAUAGAAUUGUUGUCAGCAUGAUGAUCAUGGAUACUGGAACAAUCGAAUAUCGAUCCUCACAAUGACAAUGACAUCCUCCUCUCAUGAACAUCAGCCCAAAACAGAGGAGGGAUCAGGUUUGUGUAUUGAUCGAACCACCAGACUAUUAUUUUCAACUGUACCGUACUCCUGUACUGGAGUACAGACAGAUCUCCAGUGGAUACACGGUACAGUGGAUACCGUACUGUACGGUCAUUCCCCAGAGCAAUUCAUGAUCGACCUUCUUAUCGCUGUCCCGCUUGCUUUUCUUGCUUUUCUUCUCUUCUCUUCUCUCUUCUCGGUCUUUGUUUGCCUUUUGACUUGCCUUUCUUUCUUUCGUCUUCUCGUUCCUCUUUCGUUGAUCUGGUCUGGUUUUAUUUUUAUUUGGUUUUUCUGUUCUUUGUCCUCACUCUCGUUUCAUCUCUUGAGUUUAGCUUCACUUGCCGGACAGAGUGCAGAUACCAUCCUCUGUCGGAGCUUAAUUAAUUCUACACCACUAUCGCUCUGCGCUUCUCCGACCUGCUCGCCCUCACCCUUACCGAUUCCUACAUUACAUCUCCCCCUCAAACCGCCACAGAUACUGUUCCCAAAAUAGACCACGGCCAUUCGCAUCUCUCAUUCUUCGAGAAUUAUCGGAAGACUUAGAAUUAUACAACGGGCUUUUCCUUCUUGUCUUCAGUUAACACCAA